GCGAUACAUUUGCAUCGCCGGUCGUAGAAAACCCAAAAGCCAGUAGCAAAGACAGCAUCGUGUCGUGUCGUGUCGUGCCGCUUCACUUCGCAGCGUCAAAUUAUGAUACGGCUCUUCCAGCCGUUCAUGUGUUCGCUGACUCGCUGACGCGCUCUUCGUUUCAACCAAUAUUAUUUGCUGCUAGCUGGCCAGCAUUUUAUUCAUGUCUGGAACUGUUAAGCUCCGUAAAAGAUGCUGAUAUUAUUUACUGAUAAGAGAGAGAGAGCAAAGCUUAGUUUCCCAAACUUUUUGAAAAGUUACAAAUGAUACGGCGAAACAAACAAUAAAAUAAUUAAUAAAGAAAAUUGCGGUGCAAUUUGAAAGUGCAAAUAGCCGAUAAAUAUAAUUUCAAAUAAUUGGUAAACAAUACACUUACGCGCGUACAUAUGUAUAUACAUACUUAAAAAGUGCUUAAAGUCACAUUUUGGCGGUAUCUAUGCACAACGGCACUUUCACAGACCACAUCUACAUCGCCACAACAAACAUAGGUGCGCAGCCAAGUAGCUCAGUCGCUUGUGAGUCUUGUGCGUAGAAAAGUGAAACGAAUAUUUCAAUUCAAUUUAAUUAAAUUAUAAUUUGUAAUUUGAAAAGUGAAACGAUGUUUAUAUUGCCCAAUCAGUUAGUGAAUGAAAUAAUUAAAAUGUGUGAGGCAAAGUGUCAUGCGCGGAGCUAGAGAAGAAAUUACUCAUUUAUAAAUACUCAUAUACGCGUACGCACGCACAUACAUGUGUGUAAUUGCAAAUGUUUAUGUGCAAACUUCUUGCUAAAAACUAAAAAUGAAAAAUGUCCGUAUUAGCGGAAUCGAAAGCGAGUACAACAACUACAGCACCGAAACCCACUUUGCCGAAUCCAUCUUUGAGGAGAUUUAGUAGCAGUAAGAGCCCGUCUAUCGCCAGAGCAUUCAGUAGCCAAGCCAGUUGCUGUAGUUCGGAACAGAAUCUAGAUACAGACAGCGGUAAGAACGCAUGCAGCCCUGAUUAUAGCUUCGACAGCGGCAUAGGUGCGAGCUCUGAGGUAGACUUAAGAAGAUUGAUAAAACUUGUCAGCAAAACGGUGCGGAAAGAAGUUAAAAGUAGUGGAAGCGAUACUACUGGAACUGCUGCCCCCUGCUCUGGAAAUUCUUUUGAAGCCGUUGGUAUUGGCACAGGCAUCAGCUGCAACGCUGAGGAACAAAUGCGACAGAAAAUACGCUAUGAACGCCUACAGCAAUGGCGCCUUAUAUUAUAUUCGUUAGAUCGUCAAAAACAUCCAUACCGACUGUUGCGUGAGCGUCUCAGUAAAAUCUGUGAAGGACGUGUUUCCAAAAAGGAAUCCUCUAAUGAGGACAUUUGUAAUGUUUGCUCCUGCCAGAUUGAUCUCAACGAGUCUAAAAACUUUGUCACCUGUUAUAUAUGUAACAAAAGAGUAUGCCGAGCUACCAAAUGCUCGAAUUGGUUGCCGCGAUCUGAUCGUUGGGAAUGCCAAUUAUGUCAAAUAUCAAAGGACACGCUAACUCACACUCAAUCAUGGAUAGCAGAACAAAUGUCCUUCAAUCGCCAAAUAUUUCGAAAUACCAAUCCUAUGCGUGCGCGAAGUGAGAUUUUCAUUCCAAUUGGCGACUACAAUGAAAGCUCUAUGCAGUUUGAAAGCGUGAGUCAAGUGGGAUUAAGUUCAGCUGCCAUUACUUCGGAGCAAAAACUUAAAAUACGGGAGUAUGUUGAGGAAGUGGUUGAGAAAUUGCUGGGUGGCUCGCUAGAUCAAAUACGAGUCGGCCAACUGUCAAAGAGUGAGAACUAUCUACCUGGUAUAAUAAAUAGUCAUGCGGGCGCCCCUCAAGCUUUGGCUGGGCGUAAUAGUAACCAAUCAAAUGAAAAUGUAUCACCAGAAGUUCCGGAAAUCUCCCAAACACGUCUACGUCAAAUGAUUGAGCUAAUAAUUGCAGAAACUUUGCGCUCUCCAGAAAUAGCACUCAAUACGCAUGCCUCUAGUAAUGAGCUCUCGCAAACGGUGUCUAAGAGUAGUAGAAAUGGAGAUGUUCGCCAAAGCGGCACCACCGAGCGUUAUUUUGAACCACGGAUCUAUCAAGAGUUGCUUGCCACAGCAGUGCUGAAUAGGAUUGCGGAUAAAGAAGGCAACUUUCGGCAAUUUUCGGAAAGUACACCGGAUCUAAGUUUAUCAAACAUUAAUGGCAACAUUGAUGUGCAGGACCGGAGCAUUUCGUCCACUAGUUCGGCAGAGCCGAGAAGCGAUUUCAGUUACACAGAUACUGAACAAUCACCAAAAAUUAGCAAAGUUUCUGGCCGCGAGUCAAUCCUAAACGAAUACAUCGCCUCUCAUACAGUGCCGUUGCCUGAUUUUUCAACAGCUGUGACAGAGUCGGAGGAGGAUGAUCACGAUUCGAUAUCUUCAAGUGUUAUGGCCGAUGGUAAUUGGGAAGACAACUGGCUUUUUAAGAAAAAAAGUUCUUCCUUAACCACCUCCAUGACUGGCAGUGUGGGCAUGCUAGUUCCUGCACCAAAAGACGAUGUGCGUGCCCAAAUAGGGGAUAAGACUGCUGAUGAAAUUAGUGACCUCUCGGAAAUGGGUUCCGAUACAGAUGAUUCUUCAGCAAAACCCGAUGAAGAUUUAAAUCCGCUUAAUGAUCGUAUUUUGAAUAAGCAUCUAAUUGGUGGUCAAAAUACGGGUGUUAUCUUGGAUGAAUUGAUGGAAACAGCGAGCUUAAUUUCAACUACUUCUCAUUCACAAGAUGAGCCCAAGUUCACGGAAGCUACGAACGAGCGCAUUAUAAAUAUAGCACUUAAAUAUGAAUCCGUUGAUACAAAGGCAGACGCGAAGUAUAAUGAUCCGAAACCUGAGCCCGUAUGUGAUUCCUUAUCAGCUCCUAUGCAAUCUAAUGAUGAAAUUGAAGACGAAUCAGACUGUUUGGGUAUUAGUUCAGUGGAAAUGUUUGAGCUAAACCCUUCCGGUCACGAAACUAGAUCAAUUAGUCAGGGACCAUCAGUUAUUGAAAUUCUUGCUGCUGUAGCUUUGGGGCCAAUGUUGGCUGUGCCUGCCACAGCCACAGACCAGCGUUCUAUUUUGACGUCCGCUGAAUUGAAUUCACUUAGAGAAUUAAGUGAAUUAGCUUUGAUAGAAAUAAAGUCACGCACUUCGGACUUGGAGCACCGUUCGCUCGAUGUCAUUGACGAGGAAGAAGAAGCUAAAAUGGAAAAUUUGAUGGAAAUAAUUCAUAAUCCUGAAAACCAAUGUUUGCUGUCAGCAACCGACGAACUAGCGGAUAUCACAGAAUCAAUAAUUACAGCACAGACAGCAGAUGAUAUUCAAAAACAAGAAAACACAAAAAUAACCCAGCCUAGCAGAGACGAAAUUUCGUUAAGACAUCAGGGAAAAUCGCUGUCCUCUGAGAACGACCAACAGAAGGAAGAACAUGGUAUUGUAAAUAAAGCACAAGGGCGUCAUGAAAUACCACAAAUACCUGAAAACGUACAACAGAGACCAAACCCACUAGAAGAAGAAAAUCUCAAUAAGGCAGAGGCAAACAUAAAGCCAGCUCAGGAACUGACACAAAAGGAACAACCACCAAGUGCUGAGAAUCAUGAAAUUGGUCUCAGUCAGGCUGGUACAGAGACAUCUAACAACAAACCGCCGCUUUCCGAAAGCGAAAACUCUCCCAACAAGCCAAAAGAAGGAGCUGCCAUUGAAUCGAAAGAACCAGCAGAAGAUAAACCGGUUAUUGAGAUAAUAGCUUCGAAGUUGAAAGAAGAGUCUCUACAGAUUAAUGAAAAAGAGCUAACCGUUGAAACGAUACCACAGCCAACUACUGAAAAUGAGCAACAGAAAGCGAACAGAGAUGCAGACGAGGAACCUGCCAUUAGAUCGGAAUCCCAGCUAACACAGGAAACACUGCAAACAAAUGAAACAGAGCAACUGCCAUCCCCACAUUAUGGCAAAGAAAUAGAAAAGUCGGAGCUGUCCAAAAUUGAAAACUCCUGCAGCAAGGGAGAAAAAGGAGCAGCUAUUGAAUUAAAGGAUUCCGUUCAGCUCGCAGCUCAGGUUCAUCAGGAAAAUCUUUUAGUCUCCGAAAACGAGCAAGAAAAACAACUCAUUGAAACGAAACAAAAAUCGACCACAGAGCCACAAGUUGCUGUAGAAGAUGAGCAAGAGAAACAGGGUAGUGAAGCUGUAGUUGUCGUUAAGGCGGAAUCAGACUUGAGACCAGAGGCACUACCAACGCAUCAAACCAAGCUCUCUCUCAACCCUGCUGAAGUCAACGAAGUAGAAAGUAAUGAGACUUCGCUACCACUACCUGAGAAUACAGAACAGCUGUCGGAAGGUGAAAACUCCUGCAGCAAGGAACAAGAAAAGUCUGCUCUUGAAUUAGAGGAAUCCGUUCCGCUCCAAGCACAAGUUCACCAGGAAAAUCUAAUAGUCUCCGAAAUAGGGCAAGAAAAACAACAAAACGAAACGAACGAAGAGUCGACCACAGAGCCACAAGCUACUGUAGAAGAUGAUCAAGAGAAACAGGGUAGUGAAGCUGUAGUUGUCUUUAAGGCGGAUUCAGACUUGAGACCAGAGGCACUACAAACGAAUCAAACCGAGCUCUCUCCCAGCCCUGCUGAAGGCAACGAAGUAGAAAGUAAUGAGACUGCGCUACCACUACCUGAGAAUACAGAACAGCUGUCGGAAGGUGAAAACUCCUGCAGCAAGGAACAAGAAAAGUCUGCUCUUGAAUUAGAGGAAUCCGUUCCGCUCCCAGCACAAGUUCACCAGGAAAAUCUAAUAGUCUCCGAAAUAGGGCAAGAAAAACAACAAAACGAAACGAACGAAGAGUCGACCACAGAGCCACAAGCUACUGUAGAAGAUGAUCAAGAGAAACAGGUUAGUGAAGCUGUAGUUGUCGUUAAGGCGGAUUCAGACGUGAGACCAGAGGCACUACAAACGAAUCAAACCGGGCUCUCUCCCAGCCCUGCUGAAGGCAACGAAGUAGAUAGUAAUGAGACUGCGUCACCACUACCUGAGAAUACAGAACAGCUGCCGGAAGGUGAAAACUCCUGCAGUAAGGAACAAGAAGAGUCUGCUCUUGAAUUAGAGGAGUCCGUUCAGCUCACAGCACAAGUUCACCAGGAAAAUCUUAUAGUCUCCGAAAUAGAGCAAGAAAAACAACAAAAUGAAACGAACCAAGAAUCGACCACAGAGCCACAAGCUACUGUAGGAGAUGAGCAAGAGAAACAGGGUAGUGAAGCUGUAGUUGUCGUUAAGGCGGAAUCAGACGUGAGACCAGAGGCACUACAAACGAAUCAAACCGAGCUCUCUCCCAGCCCUGCUGAAGGCAACGAAGUAGAAAGUAAUGAGACUGCGUCACCACUACCUGAGAAUACGGAACAGCUGUCGGAAGGUGAAAACUCCUGCAACAAGGAACAAGAAGAGUCUACUAUUAAAUUAGAGGAAUCUGUUAAGCUCCCAAUAGAAGUUCACCAGGAAAAGCUAAUAGUCUCCGAAAUAGAGCAAGAAAAACAACAAAAUGAAACGAAACAAGAAUCGACCACAGAGCCACAACCUACUGUAGGAGAUGAGCAAAAGAAACAGGGUAGUGAAGCCCUAGUUGUCGUUAAGGCGGAAUCAGACGAGAGACCAGAGGCACUACCAACGAAUCAAACCGAGCUCUCUCCCAGCCCUGCUAAAGUCAACGAAGUAGAUAGUAAUGAGACUGCGCUACCACUACCUGAGAAUACAGAACAGCUGCCAGAAGGUGAAAGCUCCUGCAGUAAGGAACAAGAAGGUUCUGCUAUUGAAUUAGAGGAAUCCGUUCCGCUCACAGCUCAAGUUCACCAGGAAAAUCUACUAGUGUCCAAAAUAGAGCAAGAAAAAGAAAUCAUUGAAACGAAACAAGAAUCGACCACUGAAUCGCAUGCUAAUAUAGAAAAUGGGCAACAAGAACAUGAUGGUGACACAUCUGCCGAAGUUGUCUCUAGAGCGGAAUCUGUGUCACCAGUGUCGGAGAACACAGAGCAGCUUGUUGAAAACGAAAACUCUUGCAGCAUGACACAAGAAGGAUCUGUCACUGGAUCAGGAGAAACAGUUCAGAUAGAAACACCAGGUCACCAGGCAAAUAAUUUAGUCUGCGAAAUAGAUCAUAGUACUGUUGGAAAUGAGCAUCAGCAACCGGCUUGUGAAUUAGAAGCUGUUAUAAAAACAGAAUCACAACUGACUAAGGACACAAUACAGACGAUUGAAAAACAGCAAUGGUCACUUCCUGCUGAGGACAAGGAUAUAGAAAAUAUUAAGACUUAUCCGCCAGUUUCUGAGAACUCAGCUCACUUGUCCGAAGGUGAAAACUCAUGCAGCAGUACAGCAGCAGGAUUUAUCAUUAAACCAGAAGAAACAGUUCAGCUCGAAACACACGUACAGCCCAAACCACGAGUUCAGGAGGCAAAUUCAAUAGUUUCCAAAAUUGAUCAAGAAAACCACCCCACUACAACGGAAGUAGCAUCGCCCGCAGAAUCCCCUAUAAGCCUUAAAAACGAAAAACAGAAUGCAGCUUGUGAACCGGAAGAAGAACCUACAAUCGAGAUAAAGUCACCCUUAGAAUUUAAUGACAUCGUCAAAAAUAAGCAACUUAGCUCUUACUCCCAAGGGAUGGUUUUACCUUCUGAAACAUGUGAAACGUUAGUUGGAAAUGUGACUUCGGGCUCUAUAGCAGAGCGUGAACACAAGAAAUGGAAUAAUGCAGUGGAAAUGCCAAAUAACCCCUACACAACAGAGGCGCUGCAGCGUCGGAUCAGUGGCAGUCAAGAGCGCAUCAUCGAUUUACCAAAUAUAAGUGGGACUACUGAAAGAAAUCCCAUAUCAAUAGCAACCAAAGAACCCGAAGCCGUUACCGGAAAUGAAAUUCGAAAUGAUAUUGACUAUAAAAGAUAUAGCCGCGAUUAUUAUAUAAACGACGACAAUGUUGCCAAAACCAGCCCGAAGCACCAAAUCGCCGCAGGUGAUGAAGGUAUCACUGAUAAGCUCGCAACAGUUGACGUCACGAAUGAGGUAAAUUACAAUGGCAAAAACACAAAUAAAGGUAUCCCGUUUAGUGAUCAUAACGAUUGCCAUUGGAUCCUUUCCACACCUGUGCGCCGUAGCAGUUCGCUAAAAAUCAUUAACCGCCGUUCACCACCAAAAUCAUAUUCCAACUUCAGAGCAAAUGCAACCCCCACUUCCCCAAAAUAUUACCAAAAACACUACCUACCACAACGCUCAUAUAGCUCAAUGUCUCAUUACGACAACUUGGACCGCAUACAUUUACAGGACAACCAACGUAAUGCCAUUGCCAGACAUUCAGACUGCUAUCGCGGCAAUAAAAAGUGUGGUGCAUGUGAGGACGGUCUUAUUGUUAACAUUGACGGCAACACCGGCAACGUCGACCUGGACAUAUACAAUGACCUCAAUGACUACAGUGACCAUAGACACUCGGAACGUGCUUGGCGAAGCGCGAGCGCCAACUCGUAUUAUCCAACGACUCUACCCGCACGCCACACGCCAUCCUCCCUGAGUUUUAACAGUAGUGCUAGCGGUACUUCGGUAAGAUCGUCAAAGUCAAAACAUUCCUCGUCGCAUAAUAUAAACACCCUCUCACAAUUUGAAAAACAAUUACUGCACAAAGAUCUGAAAAGAAACAGUUUUCGUGCCAUUUCGGCUACAUCCAAAGAGUUCGUAAUGAAUCCACUUUAUGAGCUUGAAAAUAUCAAUGGCACCAGUGAUGGCAGCGAAAAUACUAAUAGCCAAGGUAAAACCAAGCGUACGAAUAAGCACAGCAGAGACGAACAAAUUGACUCUGGAGUUGACAGUUUUCUGAAUGGUUUCAAUGAAAUCGAAGUAAAAGUCAACGACACAACCACAAAUUUACCCAUUUAGGGCCAGUUACUAUUCUUUUUUCUCUUUUUUGUGUUUAUUGAUUUAGGGCCAUAUGCCGGAUAGGACUUUUACAAGUCAAACGCAACUAGUCAGUAAUGAAACAUACAUGCAUACAAAUAUCUACAUACUCGUACAUAUUAUAUUAUAAAUUUAUAUGAAAUAUGAAUGUGUCAUAAGGGCAUUGGUAAAAUUAAAAUAUUGUAUUUACAACAACACGUCAGUACUAAUGAAUUUAUCCACGUGUAGUAAUUUUAAUAUGUGUGCAUACUUACAUACUUACACGUAUGUAUAUUUAUGGAAUUGUCCAACGAAUAAAAUCCAUUUCUUUUUUAAGUAAACAAAUAUAAUAUUUAUAUCAUACAUAUGUAACAUACAUAAAUAUGUUUGCAUAUGUACAUAUGUAUGUAUGUAUGUAUAAACCACACAAAACUAAAUACUAUAAAUGAAAGCAUAUAAAGAACGAGCUAAAUGCCCUCACACACACAUUUGCAUAAAGUUGAAGAUUAUUAUUUUCAUACUAAAAUUAAUCUCAGUGUAUUUGCGGCCGAGAUAAGCAGAUACAGAAUAUUCCUUUUAUUUAAAAUAUAUACACAAAAUUGGUAAGAAUUGCACAAAGUAGAAACCCCCAGAGGGACGAAUAGAAGCUGGUCAUACGUAUAGUUUUAAUUAUCUUUGGAAAAUGAAUUUAUUAUUAGCAACACAUACAUACAUAUUUAUACUAAGCAACUCCGAAAUAAUGUUUUGCUCUAUGAUAACAGUUAUUCUCAACACUUGUUUCAGUUGAGUUUGGUAGAAAAUUUAGUUUUAUUAUGUAUUUAAUCGCAUUGAAUUACGUUUGCUUUUAAAAUUAUUUUGCUAAUAAAUUUGUUGUAUAAAAAUAUUGCUAUCAAUAUAUUUACAUAUAAAUAUACACGUACAUACAUAAAUAGAACAUAUAUAGUAUACGGUAAAGUACCCAGUUGCCCCUAAACCCAAAAAAUCCAGUGUUUCAAGCAUUUGGCCGAUUGCGCUCCUAUUUGCUAGUGUAAUAAUAUAUCUUUUUGAUAUUUAAGAUUUUCAAUGUUGACUCACAUUAAAAGUUACGGUGCGAUUAUUAGUCGUUAUUAAUUUGGAGGAAAAAAGUAAAAAAGGGAGAAAUGUAGGCGUGUUGGUGUGUCUUAAUAUUUAAUAUCCCUGUCUAAAACAUUCCUUUGAAAAUUAACCAAAAACAACGCUCUGCUGUGAGUUUUGAACUAACGUUAAAUAUCUGCAUCAACUACAAUUAAUAGUUACCCAUUAAGCGCAGAGUAAAUGAAGUAUGUCCUUUCUACAUACAUGCAUAUAGUAAAUUGUUAAUUCCAUUUCUGUCAAAUCAAACAUUUUUUGCCAGACAUUUAAGAAAAUUAAUCACUUUACAACUGCACAAUGGGUUAAAAUUCUUAAAACCUACUACAGAAUUGGCGAGUCUACGUUUCGGACUUUAGAGCAUAUUACGGUCUAACUACUCCAGUAAAUGUAAAAUUUUAAGAGACUGAGUCGGUUUCAGACAUUGUAAGGCCUUCGCAUCAUCGUUUAGUUCGUUUCAUCUCAAGUAUCGCUACGGCAAAUGAAAGUUUAGCCGAAAGGGCGAGUGUGUCUAUUUCGCAUUUAGGCGUAUUUUGCACUUGGACAUACACCUACAUCGAUAUGAAGUCCAGCUCACAUAAGAACUGAAGCCGGCCGUUCAGAAGUUUUGAACAACAAACAGUGGAAAACGAAUUUUCAAAAAAAAAAUUUAAGCGACAAGACACAUUUCUCACUCGGUGGAUACGUAUAUAAGCAAAAUUGGCACACUUGGGGCUCCGAAAAUUCUCAAAUAAUUAAAGGCGGCCUUUACACAAAAAAAAAACAAAAAAAAAUUACUCUCCGGUAUGCUCUAUGAUCCGGAAGUAUGAUUGGACCUUCUUUGAAAACGAUGACGACGUCCACAACUGACGUCGCGAGGCAGUCAUUGUAAUGAUGUAGUGUUUAACAUAUAAUACAGGGGUUCAAUAUUUAUAAUCGAAAAGGAAUUCCAGGAAGAAAUAUUUUAAAUUCAUUUUAUUUACGUUUAUUUUCACAACCGCAAAAUGGAUAGCCUUGUAUUUACGAGGCUUACCCAGAAAGCAUUUGUAUUGAGACUCUCAUGGUUGGGAGGAUUUUAUUCUCGACAUGUUGGCAACACAGUAGUGUUGCCAGACUUUUCCCCUUUGUAACGAGAGCGGUUCAAGGCCAAUAUGUUGAGAAUUGUCUACGCAGUUUACCGCCAAGUGCAAAAUAGGAGGCAUCUGCCAGUAUCCCGUUUGGAAAGGAGAAACCUCUGCUUGAGAUUUAUAAUGAAGUGAAAACGGCAUAUGGUGAAGAAGCUAUGAAUCGGAUGAGUGGUAUCGCGAGUUUUAAAACGGUCCUACGCCUUUGCAUGGGAAGCACACGUACGGAAGACGUUCAAUUGUGACUGACAAAAUGUCUGAAUAAAUCGAAAAUGCGCUCCGUGAAGAUCAUAGAUGGACUCUUGAUGAACUCCCUGAAGCUGCACAUGAGUGAAAAAGGAUUUUCAAUCGAGGUGGAGAAGUGGACGAAGGAAUGGCUACCAUGUCGAAAAAUAGUUUACACUGUGGCCUUAAGUAUUACUUAAUAUUUUUGUUUAGGCAAAUAAUUUUAAAACCCACAAAAAUUCAGCACACUUAAUUCCGCAUAUGUAUGAUACCAAACUAUGUAGGCCUCCAUGCUACUAUUAUUAGUUCUGCCACAACAUAGAAAUCCAAAAAAAACUGUAACUAAUCACAGAAACAAAUGUUUUUAAUGAAAUGAGUAAGAAAAAACCGCAAAUUUUAAAAAAUGACAGCCGGGUAAGUAUUUAAUUGGACUGAUGUGUAUUGUAUCACAUAAUAUAUGUACAUAUGUAUAUUUGAAUUUCCGGGCUCGUACAUAAUUAUUUUUCAGCUCCAUGAAUAAUACACACAUUAUUAUUAAGUAUACAUGUAGUAUAUUUAUUUAUAUAUGGCAGAGUCUGCCAUUCUACUAACAACAUUUGUUUCGCAAAAUUCACGCCAUUCCAUACACAAGCUUUCAUAUUAUAACGGAUUAAUGCAGUUUACGAGGUAUUGAAGCCCCAUUCUGAUAUUAAAAUUCUACUUCUGUGAAGGGUUUUCUUAAAACGCACGUACAUACAUACUUCUGUACUAACAAACUAAAUCUAACGGAAAAUUUUGUUUUUAAUAUUUUCAUCAUUUAUUUUCACUUGCUUUUGUCUAAAGUCAGCUUUAUGAAACUUCUUUAUGCCUCACCUUCCUCCUGCCUAGAAAGAAUAGCUAUAGGAUAGUAGCUUUUCUCGCCCACUAUGUAGGUUCUUUAAGUUCACAAUUCUUUAAAAUUCUCAUUAACCGUCUAUUCAUUUUGGUUUUCUGGCACACUUUAUUAUUAUAAGCACUCAAGAAUGGAUGAACAUUAAAUUGCUGAAAAUUUUCAUUCAGACACUUUUGGCCGAAGACUCCAAAAUAAAGUAUCAUUCCUUUUCAAAAGACCUACAAAUAAUUGAUUCUAGCAUUUCCUCUUAUCACAGUGUAAAAAAGAAAUAUAUACAUGUAUGUAUCUACCAUCAACAUUGCGUGGAAUAUUUUGUAAAACAAAAGAAU
Molecule: messenger RNA, 11549 nt
Organism: Ceratitis capitata (Mediterranean fruit fly)
Lineage: Eukaryota; Metazoa; Arthropoda; Insecta; Diptera; Tephritidae
Gene: M7BP
Exons: 13
Coding region: 823-7917 (2364 amino acids)
Source: RefSeq, a predicted model, not a curated record